Messenger RNA from Nothobranchius furzeri (turquoise killifish), 2870 nucleotides. RefSeq names its product coagulation factor XIII A chain. Gene Ontology annotation, biological process: blood coagulation, fibrin clot formation; peptide cross-linking. Gene Ontology annotation, molecular function: protein-glutamine gamma-glutamyltransferase activity. Lineage: Eukaryota; Metazoa; Chordata; Actinopteri; Cyprinodontiformes; Nothobranchiidae. The record is from RefSeq and is a predicted model, not a curated record.
AUCAUCUUCUGAUCGGAUCAGCAACCCUCCAGCAGAACCUCUCUCCAUCUGAGACCCUCCACUGACAACCAUCCACCAUGUCGUUUGCGAGCUUUAAGGGCCGCUACCAGAGGCCGGUUCCGACCACCAACCUCAUGGUCAACGAGGAAGACUUUGACCGUUUUGAACAGUUGGACGAUGACUCGGACUUCAUGCCCCGAGCUCCUCCUCCUGGAGUUGAAGCGCUGAGUGUGGUGGGUGUCAACACCAGGCAGGACCUGAACGAAGGGCCACACAACACCCACGAUUACGUCACCAAUCAGCUAGUGGUCCGACGCGGGCAGCAGUUCACCAUCGAUGUUACCUUCAACCGCCCUCUGACACCACAAGAUGACUUCCAGGUGGAGUUCCUGAUUGGCUCUGACCCCUCCCCCAACAAGGGCUCCCUGGUGGUGGUGACCUUUGGGAACCGUCCUGGUGGAUCGUGGACGGGCCAGAUUGUUGGCGCUCAGGGCCCUGUGACGUCCCUCGGCAUAACGCCAAACCCCAGGGCUAUCGUGGGUUUGUAUCGUUUAUAUGUGGCUGUGAGUGUGGGAAGCAGCCUGCAGCGCACCGAUAGAAACCCUGCCACCGACCUGUACGUGCUGUUCAACCCCUGGUGUCCAAAUGAUGACGUGUUUUAUCCUGACGAUGCUGGACGCUACGAGUACGUCUUGAACUCCACCGGUCUGAUCUACCAGGGAACGAAUACGGCAGUGACGGAGCGCGGUUGGGUUUACGGACAGUUUGAGGCGGGCGUUUUAGAUGCUUGUAUUUACAUCUUGGAUACCUGCCGGAUGCCCAUUGAUAAUCGGGAUGAUGUCAUCAAAAUCGUUCGAACAGCCUCGGCCAUGAUCAACUCUCAGGAUGACAAUGGAGUGUUGGUGGGAAACUGGGGAGAGGAUUUCUCCAUGGGAACGGCCCCAACAUCCUGGACUGGGAGUUCUGCAAUUCUGCUCCAGUACCACAACACUGGUGCGCCUGUGUCGUUUGCCCAGUGUUGGGUUUACGCCGCAGUCCUGAACACCUUCCUUCGCUGCCUCGGCAUUCCAACCAGACUCAUCACCAACUUCAACUCAGCCCACGAUAACAACGGAAACCUGAAGAUCGAACUGAUCUUCAAAGCCGAUGGCUCACCGGACCGACGCAACACCAGAGACUCCAUCUGGAACUACCACUGCUGGAAUGAAGCCUUCAUGAAACGUUCAGAUUUACCUACCCAAUACUCCGGCUGGCAGGUGGUGGACGCCACGCCCCAAGAAACCAGCGAUGGUUACUUCCGCUGUGGUCCAGCUGCCAUUGCUGCUGUCAAAGAGGGUGACCUGUGUUACCCGUUUGACUCUGGCUUCGUCUUUGCUGAGGUGAACAGUGAUGUAAUAUACUUGAAAAGCGAUCGUUAUGGCAACAUGACUCCGUUCCGGGUGGACACAGCUUAUACUGGAAUCCUCAUGUACACCAAAGCUGUGGGCAGCUGGUCUCCUGAGGACAUCACACACAACUACAAGUAUCCUGAAGGCAGUCCUCAGGACAAGCAGUCCAUGGCUCGGGCCGAACAGUACGGAUGUCAGCGGGAUCACUCCGACGUUCCUGCUGGGAAGCUGACCCUUGACAUCACGUCUGAAUCGACUCUCGUCGGGCAGCCUGUGAGGAUCCUGGUGACCUUCUACAACCAAAGUGAGCUCCAUAAGACCGCGAAAGCCCACAUAGAGGUCUCCAUGGUCUACUACACUGGAGUCGUAUCAGAGAAGUUCUGGAUGGAGGACUUCACCCUUCAGCUGGAGGCCUUCCACAACAACAGCGCCAUGUUUGAGGUCAAACCUCAGGACUACAUCAAGUUCAUGGGCUCCAAGGCCUACCUGCACAUCGUUGUGACUGGACAGUCGGACACGGAGACCACCUCUCAGGUGAAGGUGGUCAGCCUGAAGCCCCCUCCAGUCAGCAUCGUGCUGAGUGGACAACCCCAGCUGAACCGGGAGAUGUAUGUCACCGUCUCCUUCAGGAACACCCUGAACAUGAUGCUCCACAACGCCAAGAUGAUGAUCGAGGGAGCUGGUCUGAUGGACACCAGAGUGUUCAACUACAGCACCAUCGGCCCAUUCGCUGAGGUCUCCCAGAAGGUGAGGUUCAUCCCCCGGAAGCCAGGAGUCAGAACCAUAGUGGCUCUGCUGGACUGCCAGAACCUACCAGAGGCGACCUCCAUGGUGGAAGUUCGCAUCCUGCAGUAAACAUCCCAAGAAUCACAACAAUAAUCAUCGCUUUCCUUUUCCAAAUCACUUUAAAGCAGAAAUAAUGAUUUUAUUCUUAUUUUCUUCCUCAGGUUAGAAGGUUUUUCCUUCAGUUUAUUUAGUUUGAGUCCCUUUAAUAAAGCUUUCAUUUUUCACUUAUUCAUAAAUUCAUCAAACAUGAAAUCAAACCAGAUCAGUGGAAGAUGCUGCUUCAUUAACUGUUACAGUAAAGCUUUGUUGUAAACAAACACUUUUAUUGUUAAAACGAAGACCAUGCUUUCUUCUAAUGGAAACAUGUAGCGCAGCAUCUUUACGUUUUAGAUUUAAAUAACAUUUUUAAAUAAUUAAAACUGAAAUAAAAACUCAAACUUUAUUUGUACAAAUUUUACAAAAAUCCUGUAAAAUCUGACUUUUUUUUCAAAGUUUUAUCAGGUUAAAAACCUUUAAAAAUCAAAUCCAGACGUUUAUUGUGAAGGACAGGAGAAGGAACCAAUCAGAAGAGCCAUCAGACCCAGGCCCCGCCCCUUCACCUGAUGACUGGAACAAACCUCUGAAUUAAAACAGCUUCUGUGCUGAGAUUUUUUCCUGACUGCCUCUGAACUGAACUGAUUUCAUGUAUAAACAAUA